Lingula anatina is the source of this 1938-nucleotide messenger RNA. RefSeq names its product RNA 3'-terminal phosphate cyclase. Gene Ontology annotation, molecular function: RNA-3'-phosphate cyclase activity. NCBI's taxonomy places the organism in Eukaryota, Metazoa, Brachiopoda, Lingulata, Lingulida, Lingulidae. Gene Ontology annotation, biological process: RNA processing. Gene Ontology annotation, cellular component: nucleus. The record is from RefSeq and is a predicted model, not a curated record.
CUUUCUUUCAUUUUCGAUUCCAAAGUCAAGGCCAUUUAUGUUGCGACUGCUUGUGAAAGUGAGUAGAGCGACUGGCAGAUUCACCGAGCACCCAGAAAAAUUUAUUUCGGUGUCACGUUUUGCUUCAGAUAGAAUGUCGACCGACAAGAUGAUUGAUAUCGACGGAGGGAUUCUAGAAGGGGGUGGUCAAAUACUGCGCAAUGCAGCUGCACUCAGUUGCCUUCUAGGAAAACCGAUCCAUGUGAACAAUAUACGAGCAGGGAGAGACAGGCCUGGAUUAAGGCCACAGCAUCUGACAGGUCUUGAACUUGUACAGGAGCUCUGUGAAGGAAAACUACAAGGAGGACAAGUCUCAUCAACAGAUAUCACAUUCUUCCCAGGGAAAGUGAAGUCAGGGACACAUGUGGCUGAUACCAAAACAGCAGGGAGUAUAUGCCUUCUGAUCCAAGUGUCUUUGCCCUGCCAGCUGUUUGCUAGUGGACCUACAGAGAUGAUUCUUAAAGGAGGAACAAAUGCUAGUUUUGCUCCACAGCUAGACUACACAAUUAUGGUAUUCAAACCAAUAGCUGAAAGAUUUGGAGUUAAUUUCAGUUGUGAUAUUAUAAAAAGGGGCUAUUAUCCCAAAGGCGGUGGUGAGGUCCAUGUGAGGACUGAGCCAGUCAGAUGUCUUCAUGCAGUUGAGAUGACAGACAGAGGUCAUGUAAUCAAAGUGACAGGAAUUGCAUUUGUUGCUGGAGUAUUACCAAUCAAGGUUGCUAAAACCAUGGCCAGUGUAGCCAGGAAGAUGAUAGAGGGAAGGUUAGGACAGAUACCUAUACAGAUUGAGGUGGUGAAGGAACCACAGGAUCAUGCAGUGGGAACAGGAACUGGAGUCAUUUUGGUAGCAGAAACAAGCACUGGCUGCAGGCUGGCUGGAUCAGCUCUAGGUCAGAAAGGUCUUCCUGCUCAAGAUGUUGGUGAAAGUGCAGCAACUAUGUUGUUAACUAGUCUGGAACAUGGAGGAUGUGUGGAUGAGUACUUACAAGAUCAGCUUAUAAUUUUUAUGGCCCUUGCUAAGGGCAAAUCUGUGAUAAUGUGUGGUCCAAUAAGUUUACACACUGAGACUGCAAUCCAUGUGGCACAGCAGAUGACACAGGCCAAGUUUGAAGUUAAACAGAUUCAAGGGGAAACAUGGCAAAUAACAUGUGAAGGAAUGGGAUUGGAAAACAAAGCAAUUUAAAAAACUGAAGUUAAAAUUAAAAAGAGGCAAGCAGUCACUUUGACACCCUCUAGUUCAUAUUUCAAUUUGAUAUAUUUUGCAAUUGUAGAAAAAAAUGAAAACAGUAUUUGAAAGAAAGAUGAUCUAACACCUUUUGAUACAGAAAAUUACAUCCCGUGUUACUCAGUGAACACUCUGUUUCUAUUGUGUCACAUGAUCUUGUUUUACUACUAUAGACAAUCUUUGUUUGAACUUUCAACGAUGUUUCUGAAAUUUUGAAAACAUUGAUAAUAGAAUAGUAAGGGAAGAAAAAAAUUAAAAAGUAUGUUAGAUCAUAUAUUUUCAAUUACAGAUGGUACACAAUGUUGAACAUGCAACUUAUGUAUUGCCUAAGCAUCACUGAACGGUUAAUAAAGCUUGUACACUAGACUAUAUGCCGAUUUUCAAUGUAAUAUUUGAUGGAUUAUAAUUUCAACUAAACAUUUUUUCUUAAUACAAUACUGCUUUAAACAGUUAAAAUUAACAUAAAACAAGUUGUGCAUUCCUAUAGUUAACUGUAAGUUAGCAAGAUAGCAACUGUUCUAACAUGAAUAAGUAAUACAGUUAUAGCAUAAUAAUAAUAAGGAUAAUUGCAACUCGGUCCGCAACAAUUGAAUAACAUUCACAGGAAUGUGAAUGCUGUUCACUAAAAGUUAUGAUACACAAGUAUUUUCACACUGUAUGCUGUUAACAAUCAAUAU